Messenger RNA from Amphibalanus amphitrite, 6058 nucleotides. Its product is annotated as LDL receptor repeat-containing protein egg-1-like. Gene Ontology annotation, molecular function: protein binding. Lineage: Eukaryota; Metazoa; Arthropoda; Thecostraca; Balanomorpha; Balanidae. The record is from RefSeq and is a predicted model, not a curated record. The transcript is spliced from 5 exons. The coding region runs from base 72 to 950 and encodes 292 amino acids.
AGGAGCGCUCCGCCGGGGCGGCAGUCAGAUGAGCGUUCCCCCCUGUCCGACUGAGGCCGUGCCCGGUGACGAUGACGGCCAGCCUCUCCACCAGCCUCGUAGCGCCGCUGCUGCUGCUGCUAGUCUCAGACUGGCAGCUGCCGACCGCAGAGGGUUCCUACAGCUCGCUGUCGACCUCCUCUAACAUCACUCACGUGGGCGGCGAGCAGUUCUUCUGCGAGGGCGCCGACCGGCGUCCCGUGCCACAUAAUCAGAUCUGUGACGGCGUCAACGACUGUGAAGGCCGAGAGGACGAGACCAACUGCCACGAGUGCAAGAGCACAGGCUGGCGGUGCCUCACCAGUCACGAGUGUGUCUCGGCGCUCAACAAGUGUGACGGCGUCACCCACUGCCCGGACGGCAGUGAUGAGGACCGGCGCGACUGUAUGCUCGAGCCGUGCCACGGCAAGAACCGCUUCAAGUGCGCCAACGGCAUCUGCGUCAACGCAGAGGAGAGGUGCGACUGCCACCCGGUGUGUUCAGACGGCUCAGACGAGUGGAACUGUGGCACCGAGCGGCGCUCCUGCCGACCACACGAGUUCAGUUGCACGCUCUCCGGGCCGCCGCGGCUCUGCCUGAAAAGGUGUAACGUGUGUGACGGCCACAUGGACUGCCCGCACGGAGAGGAUGAGAAGAUCUGCCGCGAGUGCCGGCACGGCGCCUUCCACUGCCGAUCGGACGUCUGCAUCGAGCAGUUCAGAAGGUGUAACGGGGUGGAGGACUGUGACGGCGGCGAGGACGAGCUCGACUGUCCCGAGGAGCCGCGCUCGCCGGUGAGCGCCGGCCGGCGGCCGCGGCACCCGGAGGCCGGGGGUCGCGCCGGCGCCGCCGGGCCAGCCGCGCUGCUCGGCGCCGGCCUGCCGCCGACACUGCUGACGCUGCUGCUGCUGACGCUGCUAACGCUCCGCUGAACACACCUCUCUGCGCCAGCCGCCGCCGCCGGCCGGCGUGGGACCGGACUGAGGCAGACCCAUCGUAUCUCUCACAGCAGACAGCGGCAUCAGCUUCAGCCAUUCAUUCACCAUGCGGUCAUGUUGAUUGGUUAUCUCCGCAAUCAGCAAGUGACCGGCUGGGUAAAAGAACGGAUUCAUAUCCGAAUUUCGGUGCCAAUUUUGUACAGGGUGGUUUCCAACAUGGCUCAAAGAUGGAAUCUCAACCAUUAAAUAUUUAUUUAAAACAGAGCAGCUUGUAGAUAUCAAAAUGCGACAUGGACCCCUUCUUGGUCUGAAGGGCUAUUUGUAAUUAUGGUCGGAUCGCCGCCGAACCUGACCACUGUGCGCUGCGGUCUCGCCGGGAUCACCAUUUACAGCCCUACCGAGUCGUCUCGCUGGGGAUUUUGUAUGGAGCGCGCCCAGUGGGGGGUUGUAUGUAGUGCAUGGUAAUUGUAUUGUACACUAGUAUAAGCAGCGGGAGUUGCACAGCAAUGGCGGGGUCCGAAACGACCUGGUUUAAGCAGCCGAAGGUCAGAAGGCCAGAGUGCCCCAACAGGCAGCGUUCGUUUUCAGUAAGACACCGCCCUCACACUCCGACCCGUCUGAUUCCAGCCAGCCAGUCAGCAGAAAUUCCAGGCGAUAAAUUAUCGCGUCGGUCUAUGGCUCAUCUAUCGACCCGGCCGAUGUCGCUGGGUCAGUUCGAUUUUCGGCGGCUACUGUUCCAGGUCACCGGUCAUGGCGGGCUGGGAGCCAAGGCCUUGCAUUGCCUUGUAAUUUGCGUACCCUCGCUUCCCCUUUUCCUUAAUCCUUUCAUUCCCCGACACCCACCAUCUCCUUGGCGGCUCUGGGCUCCGCACCGCGCCGGCUCCUGGCCACGGGCCGCGAUCGCGACACAAAUUAAUUGUAAGUACAACAGCGAGGCCACUCGUCGCUCCCCAACGGGCCCAAGCAGCCGGUGGCAGCUAAUGCUAUAGCGGGUAUGACGGCCAGCGCAAUGGUCGAGAGCUUUGCGAGACAUCUUUUUAUACGUCUAUGUGAAGUGCUAUCGAAGUUGGGCGCUUCACCGAAUCUCGAUAGAGCUGAAGUUUAUUUUUAUUUAUUUACACUGGUCCAUGUAGGUAUUAGUAAAGUAAUCUUGCAUGUAGGAUGUAGGUGCGUGUAGCGACAUACUGAAGUACCUCCGUCGGUCGCACGUCAGUAGGUUUACAAGAGAUUCCUGGGUCAUUAAAUUAAAUGAAUGACAUUUGAUUGUGUUUGGGUAUUGUACUGAAGUAUGUUACGUGCCAUGAUUUGAGAUUGCAAACAUUUUCGUCAUUUGCAUUAAUUUUAGGGCCGUCUAAUCUUUUUACAAGCCUUCCCAUGGAAUUAAAUGAGGUACUCGUUGCCUUAUACGAUUCCCGCGCAGCCUUCAAAAUAAUCAAAAAGCAAUGUAAAGUUUUUCGCAAUCUUCAUCUGCUGUUAUAUUUACUAAGGUUGUAUUUUUAUAUUACCGUUAUUUAAAGAACUGCAGGCUCCGCCUUACUUUUGUACUAGUGUACACCUGUAUUUGUUACUGUUCCUGGACUCUGUUUUUUUUUUUCAGACAUUAUUCGUGGAUGGCUUGCAAAUAGGUAGGGUAGCUACUUAAUCAUGUCGUGGAGGUGUGUAAAUAUGAAUGUCUGUGUGUUUGUGUGCAUAUAAAAGUUAUUUUGUAGGUAUUUAAUGUGGCACACGACGAUGCAUGAAUGGUUUAUACUUAUAGAUACUAAGCAGUAAGCACCAUCGUUUCCGUUUUCUGAGGCACACAAUACAGAAACAUAGCAGAUAGGCCGAACAAUUUAAAGUUGCUGAAAACGCGUAAACUCAGUUUAUGUCAGCCUUCUCCGUGCUUGCUCUCAUUUAUCAUUUCUAAGCAUCCGCUGCAAUCUUGCCUCUGCCUCAACACUCAAUUUAGGAUAUUGUUCAAGCCGACGAGCACUAAUACCGAGCCAUGACAAGUUGUCAAGGACAGUAAAGACAGGCGAAACUUCUACGGAUUACCGAAAACCUGAGCAACAAACCAAUCGGGGUACUAUUUUCUCGACCACAACAUGUUAUAAAUCACGAAAGUGCAGCACACAAGACGUUCACCGAUAGCUCCUCGCGGGGUGUGCAUUCAGUUUAGCCAAUGUGCAUAAGGAGAACGGGAGAAAGGGGAAAGAAGGGAUUGAGAAGAGGGAGGGGAGGAUCAAGGGCCGGACUGAUGCAAGUACAAAGCGCCCCAGCGCGUGGAGAGGUGAGGUGGGGAGGAGCAAGUGGGGAGCAGGGAGGGGGGUUCGUCAACGAAACAAGUGGACUAAGGAAUAAUGAAGGGAGAGAGAGAGAGAGAGAGAGAGAGAGAGAGAGAGAGAGAGAGAGAGAGAGAGAGAGAGAGAGAGAGAGAGAGAGAGAGAGAGAGAGAGAGAGAGAGAGAGAGAGAGAGAGAGAGAGAGAGGACGAGAGAGAGAGAGAGAGAGAGAGAGAGAGAGAGAGAGAGAGAGAGAGAGAGAGAGAGAGAGAGAGAGAGAGAGAGAGAGAGAGAGAGAGAGAGAGAGAGAGAGAGAGAGAGAGAGAGGCGAUCGUUUAGACGGUCAGAUAGACUGAUUAGGGAGGCUGAUAUGGGGAAUGUACUGUAAGGGUCGUUCAAAUCGUCCAGUGGAAUAAAGGGAGGAAUGGCAGAUACUUUGCAUAGAUAACUAGAAACUAAGGAUGAUGGCAGCAGCACAAUGUUUAGUCAAUGUAGGUAAGGUGGACUGAGCAGCAAAUCAGAAUAUAUUUUAAAGUCUGGAGGAGGAGGGAGCAUCUUCAGCCGAUGGCUGCACGAGUUAGUGAAAACGGGCUCAGAGAGCUGGAACCUCUCUGCACGUGAAUGGAUGGAUGAAUGACUUGCUGCGCUAGUUGCUAACAAAAUUUAGAGUACAAAAAGGGGAGAGAUGAAAAAUAACUUAUUGUUUAAAUCGUACGAUGUCAUGUCUACAACCGUUUAGUAAAGAGACAUCCACAAAUUCAAAUGAUAUCAUGAUCAGUUUUUUUUUCUGUAAAAGUACAUUACUUUUAUUUCCUUGCCAAGUUUCGUAAGACGUGCCAAAUGCAGUCACUGGGGUAAGACAAGAAAAUUUCUAAGAAACUACGGCACAGGCGAAAAGCGCAGACAAUGUUCAUUGUUCAUGUCAUUACCGAGCGUACUUAUUCUUAAUCGAAAAAGGUCAAAAUUCAUACUAAAAUGUCAGUGGCGUGCGUUCUCGCAACAGCAAAAUUUGCCCCUUUCAAUGCAGCAAAGCUCCAAUAUUCGGUUCGAAGAAACUUGCCAGCUUCACAGGAAGUGUCCAUUUCCGACGAAAGAAUGUGCGCGCGCUAAGUGACCUGAUUGCGAGGGGCCAAUAUUUCACGAUAUGGUGUUUGAAUAACUUUGAACACUGGUGGAUAUUGAAGCUGAAAUGGAGCAUGGUGCGGUUGAUGGAGAUAAGCGUGCAACGUGUGAGGAGAUAUGGUAGAUUCUAAGAGUGGGAGAUAACUUAAAAUAUGUUCAUGAGGAGCAGUGCACUGUCGAGCUGAGGAAAGUCGCAGGUUAGUCGCUGGCGGUUGAAAAGAUCGAGAGGGUCUAGACAUUUCUUAGAAACAGUAGCGAACAUGUAGACUGUAGACUAGAGUUGGCAGCCAUGCCUGGUAGGGUGCGCUGACUGGAAGUGAUCAGAAACGCAGACGGAAGGAAAGUCCAUCAUAGUCACUGAACUUCCCACUUAUGGCUAAAUUGGUAUGGAGUACCAACAAAUGUCAAUGGGGCUUAGUUUUCCUGGAAUUGGCAUCUCUGACGAGGCUCAUCUGGCUGUGGUGUGAAUGAUUUGUGGCGCCGCCCUGCAAAAGGGCAGAAUGCUGACAGCUUCGCGAGACAGCACACGAACUCGAAUGAAUAUGCUUGUGAAAUGUAGAUCACGGUAGAAAACAGUAGAAACUUUCGGAAAAGUAAGCAAAUUAGUAGAAUACUGGUGAGCAGUAGGGCUUGACGGAAUACGACGGACGAGAAUGGCUAGCUUUUGAAGGCUAGUGCAGAAAUGCAUUCGGAGUUGCCUUUGAAUGAGUGAUGGGAUAGUGCGAGAGCUUGAGAGAGUGCAAUGUUCGAGCGAGCAAUGGAAGAAUCAAUACGGCUGUGUGCUUAUAUUGAUAAGACCGGAGACAGUCAGUGGGGAGAGAACGAUUUACACUUGCAGUCCGAGACUGAUAGGCCGGCUAUCCUGAUUUAUAUUUAUGCUUAUUUUCCACCAUCCUUGCUGACGCAAUGGACUCACCGCACUAAGGCUUAGAUACGAGACGAAUGAUGUGUUCGAUGAAAUUGUGUAGUGUCAUACAAAAGCCAGCUUGUCCAUGUUUGCGCCCAAGGGCGAAGGCGAUAACAGAUUGGUUGACUGUUGCCUCCCCUUUCCACCAACUGUGCGUCAGUUUCAAGAAGAACGUCAGUAACGUCAGUUUCACUUUAUAGAUCCACCCGUUCAGAUAACGUUGUGUACAAUUAACUAUGCAGUAAAAGUCAUCCAAUAGCUUGAAGGUUUAGCAUCGAACCCUAAAACCUGCACACUGACUAUCGCCAUCUCGGCGACAUCUGGCCCAUUUUUGGACGUGAUGUGCCAUCAGUUGGUACAAAUAUAAAUCAUGCCGGCCGUUUCGCAGCACCAGAAUACAUGCAUACCAGUACACAUGAUCGUAUUUUGUAUUCGUUACGGGUCGAUAUGCUUGUUAUCUGUAUGUGAUAGUCCAUUGUCUGUGAAUGUGCUAUGUAAGCGCGCUUAGAGUAAGGACGUCGCUUAGAACUAGGUGUACAAAGCAGUGCUUGUAUGUAUGCCAGCUGUACUGUUGUGGUCUUGAUGUGUUCGUGGCGCUCUGUGACUUAGACUAGACGCAUAUUUAAGCGGUAAGGUCCAUUUGGGACCAGCCACGCCUACCGUGGUCCGACCAAGUGAACGCAGCCAUGUCUGACGAGGCCUAAAGGCGGUGUUUUCAGACUGCUGCUUUGUAUUACAUACAAUUGUAUUUAGAGCGUAGACCGGUAGACAUCAUGUGUGUAAGCUUUUCGUAAUAAAUAUAGUGUGUAGAAA